Cottoperca gobio is the source of this 5587-nucleotide messenger RNA. RefSeq names its product transforming growth factor, beta 2 (gene tgfb2). The record is from RefSeq and is a predicted model, not a curated record. Gene Ontology annotation, molecular function: transforming growth factor beta receptor binding; cytokine activity; growth factor activity. Lineage: Eukaryota; Metazoa; Chordata; Actinopteri; Perciformes; Bovichtidae. The transcript has 7 exons. Gene Ontology annotation, biological process: transforming growth factor beta receptor signaling pathway; regulation of cell population proliferation. Gene Ontology annotation, cellular component: extracellular region. The coding region runs from base 795 to 2027 and encodes 410 amino acids.
GAGGGAGACGCGUAAAAGCACUAUGCAGCCGCACCGAAGGCAAACUCAGAGCUGUUUUUUGAGGUACUUUUUAAGGAAGACUUUUUCAUGGUGAAUUCACAAUUUUGUAUGGAUUUUUGAUAUUGCCUUAACGCGUCAGCCAAACUUGAAAACAACUUCACACCUUGCGUCCCUGCUGAACUCCAGGACUGCAUUUGAGUUCUAAUGUUUAUUAAACAACUUCGUGAUAAGUCUGGGGAUUAAAAAGCAACAAAUCGCAUAUCAAGACACUGAAGUGUGACAUAUAGAAACCUCGGAGCCUGGGCUGGUGUUGGGUGAGGUGCGGUUGGAGAGCUGCGAGCUGAGCGCUCUGAUGCGGUGGAGGUGUGCUCAAACCCGCAGGCUACACGUCUGUCCGUCUUUAACUCUCCUGUUUUCAUCCAUAUAUUUCAGAUGCUUUUGAUGGCUGCACGUCCACCCUUGGUAACGUUCAGCUGUACCUUUACGCACUCUCGCCGUGCGUUCACAGUCAUCCGGGACUAGAGCCGCGCGAUCCUGUCUGACCGAAUAACGGGUCUCUUUUUGUGUCGGGACAGUUGAAUGGAUUUUCAGGUACAUUUUACUGAAACUGUGGAAUUAGAACUAUACGGUUUUCAAAUAGCUGUUCGGGACAAUUUGGCUUGUGUUCAUAAAUGCUCUUCACUGAGAUUUUUGCCCAGGAAAUGCGUCUGCCUGGCCAUAUUUAAAUCCCAUUGGUGAAUAUUUUCCUGAAUAUUCUUUUUUAAAUUUGAGAUUUGAAGACGUCAGAGGAGAAGAUGAACCUGUGUAUCGUCAGUCUUCUUCUCACUUUGGAUUUAGCCACCGUGGCGCUCAGUUUGUCCACAUGCAGCACGCUGGACAUGGAUCAGUUCAAGAAGAAGCGCAUUGAGGCCAUCCGAGGGCAGAUACUGAGCAAGCUGAAGCUCACCAGUCCACCGGAGGACUUCCCCGAGCCUGAAGAGGUGUCUCGGGACAUUGUCGCCAUUUAUAACAGCACCCGUGACCUGCUGCAGGAGAAGGCGAACGAACGGGCGGCGACAUGCGAGCGUCAGCGGAGCGAGGAGGAGUAUUACGCGAAGGAGGUGCAUAAGAUCGACAUGCAGCCCUUCUACCCAUCAGAGAAUGUAAUCUCUCCUACACACUUCAACCCUUACUUCAGGCGGCUGACGUUCGAUGUGUCUUCCAUGGAAAAGAAUGCCUCCAACCUGGUGAAGGCUGAGCUCAGGAUCUUCCGUCUUCAAAACCAUGGGGCCCGAGUGUCUGAGCAGCGCAUCGAACUCUACCAGAUUUUAGGACACAAAGACCUGACGUCCCCAACACAGCGAUAUAUAGACAGCAAGGUGGUGCGAACACAAACAGAGGGAGAGUGGCUAUCUUUUGAUGUGACAGAGGCAGUGAGUGAAUGGCUGAACCACAGAGACAGAAACAGUGGAUUCAAGAUCAGCCUGCACUGCCCGUGCUGCACGUUUGUACCAUCAAAUAACUACAUUAUUCCCAACAAGAGUGAGGAGCUGGAGGCACGGUUUGCAGGUAUUGAUGACAGCUUCGUCCAUGGCGUUGACCUGAAGGUGCCUAAGCACAGCACUCGGGCUCCACACCUUCUGCUCAUGCUGCUGCCUUCAUACCGGCUGGAGUCUCAGUCCCAGCACACAAACCAUCGAUCCAAGAGAGCCCUGGAUGCUGCCUACUGCUCCAGAAACGUUCAGGACAACUGCUGCUUACGGUCUCUCUACAUAGAUUUUAAGAAGGACCUAGGCUGGAGGUGGAUCCACGAGCCAAAGGGCUAUGAGGCCAACUUCUGUGCUGGGGCCUGUCCAUAUCUGUGGAGCGCCGACACCCAGCAUUCCAAGGUGUUAGGCCUUUAUAACACCAUCAACCCUGAAGCCUCGGCUUCGCCCUGCUGCGUCUCCCAGGACUUGGAGCCCCUCACCAUCCUCUACUACAUCGGCAAGACCCCCAAAAUAGAGCAGCUCUCCAACAUGAAGGUCAAGUCCUGCAAGUGCAGCUAAAAGACCUUACAAGCCUGCACAUACACACUCUCUCUCCUUCCUUCACACACACACACACACACACAAACACAGUGGAUUUGGGCAUACACAGUCACACGCAACUGUACUUUCUCUUACAUUACUAUUAUACUUCCACACAGGCACAGUCAGGAGUGGUGUGCUGGAGAAUGGAGGUACAGACCAACUCAAUACAUACACACCAUACAGGAGCAGUGUUGUCAUGAUACCAGAAACUUGACUUUGAUACCAAUGCUGUACUAUAACUACAAUGUUGCAUUGCAGUAUUUGGUUGACAUGAUUGGUAAAGAAUAACAUUUAUUUUUACGCUAGAAAUUAUGACGUUGCUUGCAAAUAACAGGCACUACCUCUGUUGGCUAUCCAAUGUCAACUUACCUUUUAUACCUAGUAAUCCUGUUCAUGAUGAAGAAACUGGUUAAUGUGAUGAAUCCAGUGAAGUGCCUUAAGAUGCAGUAUCACUGAUGCUAACUAAAUAUUGUUUUUUUCAAUGAUAUGACUGUGUUGAAUGUAUGUUGAAAAGUAGAUUCCAACUGAUGAAUCUGGCAGUAUUAGUUCAAGGCUUACUUAACAAAGAAACAGCAGAAUAGAUGUCCAACAUGUUUAAGUUAAUUUAGAAACAGUUCUUUCAUUAUAUGUUUACAUGCAAAUGUCUCAAUUAAUUCAUAUCUGGGUCACAAUUUCUUUAACGACCACAUUUUUUUAUAUAAUCUUUAAGAUUUCAGUGCUAGUUGCUUUAGCGACACCCUCGGUUAUUAAUGUUCCCGGCCAAUUUCUAUUGCAACAUUUCCACUUCCCAGAGGUGACUUUGAAUUCAAAUGUCAGCUGGCAGAACACAUUUCAUAAAAAUAUUGAAUGUUUGUAAAAAUAUCUUUAGCAGUAGUAUCAAAGUCAUGCCCAAAUGUAUUGUGACCCCACUGCACAGGACACAUAUAUACUACACGUACAUACAUAUAUUGUUACAUAUAUACAUACAGACAUGCAUACAGUGACAUAAGUUUGGUUAUGUCCCUUUUUGCAUUUUGAAGACCGUGUCAACAUGCAUCACCUCACACGAUUGUCACACCGAGACACACGAGUAAGGCAAACACUGGAAAUAUAAGUGAUCUAUAUGUGAAAUAAGUCCUGAAAAUAACGCAGCCCCACCCCUGACACCUCCCCACCCCUUCACCCCCUUCUUCCCCCCACCUCACCCCUCCACAGUUUCCACAGUCACACCACACCAUGUCCUCGUCACCAUGUGUUUGUCUUUGGUUGGUAUCCUUAGUAGUUUUCUAAUUCUUGUCAUUGUUUUGCUAUUUAAGAUGUUCAUGGUUAUGGUUUAGCACCCUGCAAAUAUAGACCCAGGCAGAGAAUUGGAUAGUAUCAACCUCACACAGAUGAUAAACAUAUGUAUGUAUAAUAUCUCAUUCAUUUUGUAAUUUAUAGACGUUUGAAAAUGGUUUAUUUUAAUAAAUGAGCCACCAUAAGAGAAACAAACUUUACAUGGGAGCUCCUUAAAGGAUAAAUCCGGUUUAUUAUAACAAUGGUCUUAUUUUUGUAGUCAUUUCUAUGUAAUAUUAGAAAGCAAUGAAACUGGAAUUUCUGUGUUUGUUGCAGAGUUAGAAAAACAUCAUUCAGAAUCAAGUGAAGUGAAGUCCAUUAUAUUUAUAAAGCCCAAAUAUCAUAAAUCAAAAAAUGUGCUUUACACACGAAACCCUCUGUUCUUAGACCCUCACUUCGGAUAAAGGUAGAGAUGACAUUAGAAGAGAGCGGGGAUGGAUAAUGGCGUGUGUCUACAUAGUGUUUACAACAAUCUUUUGACAACAUAUGACCACACUAACCGCCGUUGUAUGAUAGACUAACAUUGCUCCCUUGCCUCUUAUUAUCUAUUCGUGCUGCGAUCUAUUUGUUUGACAUUGUUUUUCACAAUGCACCAACUUUGUAUGAAUUAGCUUGUCGGCGCUCAAUCUGACAGCUGUAGCACAAGGAGAGCAAGACACUAGAGGCGCCGGAGACACCGGAGACGGCCAAGUCAAUGCCUCUACUUGAGCUUCAUACGCUCUCCUCUCACUGGGACCAAUUGAAAAAGACGCCAUGUGGACACACGCCUUAAGGGACCAACCAACAGUUACAAUUCCAUAGUAAAAUUUCUCUCUCGAAAGCUAACUAAUAAAUAAUUGUUUAGCUUUGUUAAAAUGAUGAAGGGUUAUAAUCUAGUCACAGAUUAAGAUAUAGAUUAUUAACCCCAGACAACAUUUUAGCUGCUUUAAAAAUAACGGCUAUAGGAUUAGACAUCAAGAGUAUGGCUAUUUAUUACAGGUACUAUUACUAUUACUAUUACAUUUACACAGUUUACAUACCCACUUUACCUUUGACUGCUGUAGGCCACUUUCUUUAGGUGUGUGUGCAGUUGUCUGGUGCAGUGAGGGAAUACUAGUUGUGUUUUAGGGGUGCUCACUUUCAGUUUGACCUCUAGAUAAAGUGUUGGUUUGUUUCCAACCUGCCUGUUCGUUUGACUGCUCAUGUGUCCUGAGCCGUCAGACAUUGUUGUAGUGACGUCACCGUGCUCACGUUUAAACUUGUGGGCAAUUUAUUCACCAAUUAAUGUCUUUGGACUGUGGCAGGAAACCGGAAACCCACACAGGAAACACAAGCACAGGGAGAACAUGCACACUUCAAACCCAUUGCGGUUCUAACCAAAAGAUAACUACAAAACUUUGACCAAAUGUAAGCCGGAAUCAUCCCUUAAAUGUUAUGAACACAUGGAUUUGUGCUGUCGUAUCUAAAACAACUUACUUUAAGUCAAUGAACAGAUGUGUCCUUCUAUACUGGCUGGUAUUGAACAAUUAGAGACUUUCCGCAUAGAAAACUCAAAAUGAUGACAUUUCAUAAGCCUUGUCAUCUCAUGCCCAGCACAGCCACAGAUUCAGUCCACACUAGCUUUGAAAGGUCUGGGUUCAGAGAAAGGAGAAGCUGUGUUUUGGUAAGUGAUGAUGAAGCUAUGUUUGGAGAAACACUGUUGAUGAUUAGAGUGAUGAAAUAUUAUAGAAGGUAUUAAUAAAGAGCAGUUAUGACAUUCAGAAAACGCUCAUAGAGACAAAAAUAUUACAAUAUGUAUUCAACCAUCAACAGUCACCUCUCUGUUGCUCUGCAGUGCGUCGUCUUCCUGCCAACAUAAAACUUGUAUUUCACCCAUAAAUUUGCAAAAGCUGUCUGUCAGUCAUUAUCUUUUUGUUUCUUUAAUAAAAACAAAUUGCACUGAUGCUGUUUAAUUUUACUUUUUUAAAGUGCUUAGUUUUCUUAGUUAGACAGCACUCCCCCGUUAUCAAGUGAGGAGUGUUGAUGUAGGUGACCUGACCCCAGCCCCUUCGGGCGUUACGUGCCAGUGGACUUGCUGAGUAGCAGAAAAUGAGAGCUAGGCACCAAAUUUGUCACAAUAGAGCUGUUAUUUUUUAUGUGUAUUUGUUUUGAUGAUGAUGAUGAUAUUGUGACCCACUAUGCUGUAUUGUAACACAGUGUUGUUGUGGUGCUCUAACGGUAAAUAAAUUAUUUAAGUUUCAAGG